Messenger RNA from Gadus macrocephalus (Pacific cod), 6345 nucleotides. RefSeq names its product protein TANC1-like. Gene Ontology annotation, molecular function: protein binding. Lineage: Eukaryota; Metazoa; Chordata; Actinopteri; Gadiformes; Gadidae. The record is from RefSeq and is a predicted model, not a curated record. The coding region runs from base 206 to 5740 and encodes 1844 amino acids. The transcript has 28 exons.
CUGGAGAAGUUCGUGCGUUUGCGCGCAAACACAAAUCUCAGUAGAGCCAUGGUGGUUGUCACAAGCGUAAGGAGAGGAGAACAGUAAAGAGAGACAGCAGCAGUGAUCAGAGUAUACCAGCUAUAGAGUAGAAGUGGUGUGUCAUUAAUAGGUCAUCACAGUCUGUAUUCCAAUCAAUACAUUUACUUUAACAGAGCGCCUCGGUAUGUUCAGAGCGGUGUUUGGAAAUAGACGCGAUGGAAAAGGAAAAAAAGGAGAGAAAAAGGCCAAAGUUGAUUCAGCUCGGAGCGGGAAACAGCGGAAGCUGACUAAGGGCAUGUCCAUAUCACUGCCCUCCUCCCCCCUCCUCCCCCGCCAGGACUACCUUCUGCCCUCUCCCACCCCCGCAUGGGGCCACUCACCAGGUGUGAGGAGGAGGAGGAGGCAGGCGGCGCUGGAUGGAUGUCCUUAUGAAGAGCCGGUCUCCGCGUCGUGUCGACCGACGGAGCACUACAGAGAGGUCCUGACCGCCCCCCCAGCGUGGCUCCGUCCUGCCGCCCCAGGAGCUGAUGACCAGACUAUGCUUGCUGCUGGAGACCCCGCCCACCCAGCGACCAUGGAGGAUCUCAGGGAGAGCAUGUGCCAGGAAGCCAGUCCCAGCUCCACCCUGACCUGUAGCUCCGCCUCCCCUCGAUCGGACAGCCCCACCUCCUCCUCCUCCAACAACAUGAUACCCACUACCGGGGCGCCCCCCUCACCGGGUCCCCAUUCUGGACCCCCGGCACCCAGCGCCCCCUUUGGGCCCAGGAGUGUCUCGGGGGCCCCUCACCCCGGGCCGGCCCCCAGCCCGGGGCUCUGUCCUGGGGGCAGCCCCUGGCCCGGCCGGAGCCCCACCUCCACCCUGGAGAGCAAGGACAGCGGCAUCAUAGCCACCAUCACCAGCUCGUCGGAGAACGAGGAGCGGGGCUCUAGUGUGGAGCUAGCCCGAGAGGAGGGCAGCGCUGCCGCCCCGGACCCCCCGCCGCCGCCCGGCUCGCUACGGAACAAUCUGGCGCUCCUCAAAGACCAGGCGGAGACAGGACCAGACAUCACAGCGCCCAGGACUCCACCCCCGCCCAAGAGGCCCCUCCCACAACGCAAUGCCCACACCACCUCCUCCUUGGUGCUGCCGCGCCCCAACUCAGUAGCAGCGACCAGCUCCACCAGACUGGAGGAUCUUGGGUAUUUGGACGCACGGCGAGACGCAGGUCAUCGCGGUUCUGUAAGGAAACACAAGUCGGUGCGGUCACACCACGACUCCAGAGGGAGGUUGGCGCCCUUGAAGCAGACUGACAUCAUGCUGAAGCCGCUCCUGUUUGAAGUGCCCGGCGUUACCGCGGAGACGCCCUUCGUGGGCCGUGAUUGGCUGUUUGUCCGCCUGGAGGAGGUCCUGAAAGAGUGCAGCGUCUACGAGGGCCGGGGGGCCGUCAUCGUCGGGAACGCCGGCUCCGGGAAGACGGCCAUCAUCUGGCGUCUGGUCAUCCUCAGCUGUCAUGGCGGACGUGUACCACAAGGGGGCACCAUGCCAGCCAGCCCCAGCUCCUCCCCCAGGGGUGGGGGGAGAAAGGCAAAGCCCACCCCCAAGACCCCUCCAGACCCCCUGUCCAAUCAGAACACUGCUUCAGCUGCCACUCACUCAAAAGAGCCAAUCAGAUGCCUGGCCGCCAAGGUGGUGGCCUACCACUUCUGCCAGGCCGACAACACCUACACGUGUCUGGUUCCGGAGUUCGUCCACAGCGUGUCGGCCCUGCUGGCCCGGGCGCCGCAGCUCAGCGCCUACCGCCAGCUGCUGCUGCAGGAGCCGCAGCUCCAGAGUGCUCUCAGCCUGCGCUGCUGCGUCCAGGACCCCACCACCGCCUUCCGUAGGGGCGUCCUGGAGCCUCUCAUCAGCCUGCACAAAGAGGGGAAGCUUCCAGAGGAGGACUUCAUCAUCCUAGUGGACAGCCUCAAUGAGGCGGAGUUCCACAAGCCUGAUUACGGGGACACCAUCGCUUCGUUCAUCACCAGCAUCACGUCCAGGUUCCCUCCCUGGCUCAAGAUGCUGGUGACCGUCCGUACUGCCCUGGUGGACAUCACCACCCCCCUCCCCUUCGCGGGCAUCUCCCUGGACAUCCUGCCCGACAGCAGUGACCUCGGCGCCGACCUCAGCGACUACAUCCACUUCCGGGUCAGCCACAGCAGCCGCGUGGCCGCCAACGUUACCACGGCGACGGGCGUCGCCCCGGACCCCCUGCUGCUCAGCAAGUUCAGCAGCCAGCUGGUGGGGCGGAGCCACGGGGGGUCCCUCCUCUACCUGCAGCUGACCCUUGACCUCUUCCACCACCAGCACCUGGCGCUGAAGGCGGGAAACUACCGCGUGGUACCUGUCUCACUCUCAGAGGUCUACCUGCUGAUGUGCCGCGCUGCCUUCCCGGAGGCGGGGGAGUUUGAGAAGGUGUCCCCCCUGCUGAGCAUCGCCCUGGCCUCCCUGCACCCGCUCUCCGACCAGCAGAUGUUCAGAGCGCUGAACGCUGGCAGCGUCCAGGGCCGGCUGGGCUGGGAGGAGCUGCAGCGCCGCCUCCAGAGCCUGGACGGCUUCAUGGUAAAGCGUAGAGACGGGACCCGCAUGCUCUGCCACCCCUCCUUCAGGGAGUGGUUGGUAUGGCGCGCCGACGGGGAGAGCAACGACUUCCUUUGUGACCCAAGGAGUGGCCAUGCUCUGCUGGCCUUCAUGUUUUCUAGACAAGAGGGGAAGUUGAACAGACAGCAGACGAUGGAGUUAGGACAUCACAUCCUAAAAGCACACAUCUUUAAGGGUCUCAGUAAGCGGUCAGGUCUGUCCUCCAGUCUCCUUCAGGGUCUCUGGGUCAGCUCCAGUACAGACAACCUGUCAGCCGCCCUAGGCUCCCUCAGGAACCUCUACACCCCCAACAUCAAGGUGAGUCGUCUGUUGAUCAUGGGCGGGGCCAACGUCGCCUGGAGUACAGAGGUCCAUGGCCACGCCCCCAUUCUAGGUGUCCACGCCCACCUGGGUCACCUGGAGAUGGUCUCUCUGCUGCUGGAGACGGGGGCUCCUUUGGAAGGGCCCACCGACACAGGCCUCACCCCCCUCUGUCUGGCUGCGGCGGGAGGCCACGGGGCCCUGGUCAGCCUUCUAUGCAAGAGAGGAGCAAAGCUGCAGCACACUGAUAAGAGUGGUCAGUGUGCUCUGGUCCAUGCGGCCCUGAAGGGCCACGCUGAGGUCCUCAGGAUCCUGCUGCAGCAGGCCGGGGGGACCCAGCAUCCCGCGGGGCCCCCGGCAGAGACCGGCCCCCAGGCAGAGACCAGCCCCCAGAAGGAGAGCAGUGGGGGGGCCGGUGUUGACGGGAGGAAACAGGCAGCUCAGCAGGCCCUCACUGCGGCCUCAGGGGCUGGACACACUCAGGUGGUGCAGUUAUUGUUGGAGGAAGAGCAGAUGGUGCAGAUGGAGCUCCGAGACUCACUCUGGGGAGAAACAGCGCUCAGUUUGGCAGCCUCCAGAGGUCGGACAGAGAUGUGCGUCUUCCUGCUGGAGAAAGGGGCGGAACUAGAGACAGCCAAUCAGAAAGGAAUGACCCCCCUGCUGCUGGCGGUCAAACACGAACACACACAGGUGUGUGAGCUGCUGGUUAAGCGCGGUGCUGACGUGAACGCCAGCGACCAUCAGGACCGAUCGGCCCUGAUGCUGGCGGCGGCUGACGGACAGCUGGCCACGGUGGAGCUGCUGCUGGCUGAAGGCGCCUCCGUGUGCUCCGUGGACCAGGGGGGCCUGACGGGGCUGGGCUGGGCCUGCCUGAAGGGCCACAAGGGCAUCGUUCAGCUGCUGGUGGACCGAGGGGUCAGCCUGGACACCGCCGAUAAACACGGGCGCACGCCGCUGGACCUCGCCGCCAUGAACGGAGACGCCGACACCGUGAGCUACCUUGUGGAGCAGGGGGCCGCGGGGGACAAGGAGACCAGUGGCUCCAGAGCUCCAGAGAGACACACCCCUGCCCCGGUCACGUCUCUAAAGAAAGGCUCCAAGAUCGGCUACAGAACGGCUCCCCACGACCGAUCAGGUCAUGCUACCUGGGCGAUGGCGUCCUCUAAGCCAGACAUCCUGCUCAUCCUGCUGCACAAACUCAUGGAGGAGGGAAACAUGUUGUACAAGAAGGGUCGCAUGAAGGAGGCGGCCCAGCGCUACCAGUACGCUCUGAGGCGCUUCCCAGGCCACACCGCGGGGGAGGACCAGGAGCUGAAGGCCCUGCGCGACCUCAGGGUCUCCCUCUACCUCAACCUGUCCCGCUGCCGCCGCAAGACCAACGACUUUGGCAUCGCUGAGGACUUCGCCACCAAGGCCUUGGAGCUGAAGCCGUGGUGUUAUGAGGCUUAUUACGCCCGAGCCCGAGCCAAGAGAAGUAGCCGACACUUUGCUGCGGCGCUGGACGACCUGAAGGAGGCCGCGCGGCUGGCCCCCUCCAACAAGGAGAUCCGUCGGCUGCUGACCCGCGUGGAGGAGGAGUCGCUGCUCCACCAGAAGUCCUCCUCCUCCACCUCCUGCGGCCCCGUGCUGGAGAGCAGCCCCUCCCACCAGCCCCACCCCCACCCUGCAGUGCCGGAGCCCGAGGGCUCGGACAGACAGAGCCCUACCGACAGACUCCUGCAGGAGAGGGAGGAGCAGGGGCAGCAGGAGGAGCAGCGCCAGACACAGCCUUGUGGGAAAAGGAGCGGUGAGUACUGGCCCCAGAACCCCUACGGCCCCCGGCGGCCCGAGGGCCCCGGGGAGCAGCAGUCCAGCCAGACCCAGCCCGGUCACUCGCUCCAGACAGGGGCUGGUGGGCGGGCCGGGGGCCGGCCCCUCUCCCUGGGCGGACCCCCCAGCCCCUUGCCGGGCCGACACAUGCCCACAUCCCUCAGACCUCACAUCAGCCCCCUUGCCCCAACCCCGGAUGUGGAUCCCUCUGCUCCUCGCUGUCCCCAAGACCCCUACCUCCCCCUCUCCCCGUCAGCCACCUCCCCUCCCCCCACCCUCCUACACCCCUACCACCCUCUCUCGCCCCCGGCCACCUCUCCCAACGCUCCCCUCCACCACCCCUACCACCCUCUCUCGCCCCCGGCCACUUCCCCGCCGCCCCCCCUCCUCCACUCCUAUCUUCCCCUCUCCCCGCCGGCCACCUCCUCCCACGCUACUCAACACCACCCCUACCAGCCCCGCUCCUCCAGCUUCUCCCGGGUCUCCGACCGCCUGACCAACCCACCCAGCAUGCUGGACAGCCUCUCCCUGGAGGGGAGGCGUGACCUGGGCACCGCGGGGUCUCGGGGCUCCAGCUCCAGCCAGGCCUCUAGCGGCGGGAACCUGUCGGACUGCGGCCGCCAGCAGGAGGCGCCACGCCUCCCCAGGAGCAGCGGCAGCUUCAAGACCAAGCAGGAGGUGAAGCCCCGCCCCUUUAUGGGCGUCAUGGACAAGUCGGUCAGAGUCCAGACCCACCAGACACCCUCUGGUAGGGGAGGAGGUGGAGGAGGAGGAGGUGGAGGAGGUGGAGGAGGAGCAGCAGAGGGCUUCAACAUGUCGCUGGUGGAGUUCCAGAUGUUGAACAGUGAGCUGCAGUGGGGGCCGUACCAGGAACAGGGGGUCCCCGGGGGUCCAGGAAGGGAAUUUAGCGAGGCGAGGGCCAACAGAGAUGCCCCCCCCCUGCACCGCGGGCCCAUCAAACCCAAGCGCUCCUUCAUUGAGUCCAAUGUGUGACUGUGUUCCCCGCCGCCCUCCGGUGGCCGCUCACAGUUUUAAUGCUCCUUUAAAUCCUAUGGCCUUGAGCUUAUAUCUAUACAGCAAGGGUAGUUAAUAGAACAUUACAAAGAAAUAAUAUUCUUAGAAUGGGUAUGUGUUAUUCCUAGAACUAUGAAUCCUAAAGAGACAUUUACUACGUGCAUGAUAUUUAAACGCAUUAGGAGCCAGAUACGAACAUUUGGAUCGAGGAGGGAGAACAUUUAUAUUUGUAUGCCAUGCAACAUUCAGAUGAUAUAUUUCCAUGUAAGAGAUGAUUGGUUCAGUAAGUAUAAGAUCUUUAAGACAACUGGACAAUCCUAUUCUUGGUACGUUUGAUAAAUUGCAUUGUAAUUCAUUGACGGAAAUGUUUCAUUCUAAAGAAAAGGCUUUAUUUAUUUUUGGAAGCAGAGAGGAAAUGUUUCUUGGUUUGUGAGAAAGAUAGUGUUUACAAGGUGGAAGGACUGCUAACUGUUUAUCCAAAGUAUUAUUCUAUAUCAUAGACAGGAACCACGCAUCCUGGUGGUACAUUCAUAUAUUCAGAAUUAUAAUAAUAAAAAAAUAAAAUAAAUACGGAGUAGAAUGUG